GUCCGACUUCUUCGAAUCAUAUAACUUUGCUUCGUUGACUCUGUUCUGUGCACAAUGAGCGGAGAGUACAUUGCCAAAAAAUUCAGCGUAAUUUCUGUUGGAGAAGAGGGGCGUAGAAGUACACGGGCUUCUGUCACAAAGGAUUCUGAGUUAGCUUAUGCGAGCAUUCCUACUCAGGUGGUACAAGAAGAUAUUGAGGCUGAAGAUGAUGAGGAAUAUGGAUUACAGCUUUUUGAGGACGAACAGAAAACGCUGACGCCAAUGAGCAAUUGGUUCAGUAAGUUGGCGGCCUACACCGGAGGAAUCGAACCGACCGUUGAUGAGACCAAACAGCUGCGAGAUAAACAGGCUAAGUCUAGUGAGCGCAAGCGAUUAGGUACAGUGCUGGGCGUGUUCCUGCCAUGUUGCCAGAACAUCUUCGGAAUUCUUCUAUUCGUUCGCGUGGGCUGGAUCACAGGAGUUGCAGGUGCUUUGCAAAGCUUCCUAAUUGUUUUCAUGUGCUGCUCUUGUACGAUGUUGACAGCCUUGAGUAUGUCUGCUAUUGCUACGAACGGGAAAGUGCCAGCCGGUGGAUCAUACUUUAUGAUUUCUCGCUCUAUCGGUCCGGAGUUUGGUGGUGCAGUCGGUUUGCUGUUCUAUCUGGGUACCACCAUUGCCUCAGCUAUGUAUCUUGUGGGCGCCGUAGAGGUUUUCCUGAAAUACAUGUGUCCUCAAGCCUCAUUGUUCGGUGAUAUCACUUCGGAUACCGUUUUGUUCAACAAUACUCGGAUUUAUGGCACAGUUCUGCUAAUUCUUGUCAUGUGCUGCGUUCUUCUCGGGAUCAAAUUUGUCAGCCGGUUUGCUGCCAUCGGGCUGGUUGCUGUCCUGUGUUCCAUUAUUUGUGUGUACCUCGGAGUUUUUAUAGUGAAUCCAGCACGCAGUCCAUACGUGUGCGCCCUCGGCGGUCGUCUUCUGUCUCAGGACUUUCUGCUAGUCAAUGGAACUUACGACUGCUCAAAAAAUGAGACAGGUCCAAUAUAUCAAGCCUACUGCGCCAAUCCGGAGACGGCAACCGAAGAGUCAUGCGCCUUUUUCCACAAUAGCAACUUAUCCUAUUAUCCAGCCAUGCCUGGGCUUAGAUCAACCAAAUUCUUCGAAAACUUUCUUCCCUCGUAUUACCGCAAAAAAGGUGAAGCUUACGACAAUAUACCGUUCCCUCCAAAAAGGGAGUAUGGUCAAGGACCGAAUGUUGCGGACGUAACAACUAGCUUCAUGAUCCUCCUAGCCAUCUAUUUCCCAUCAGUUACGGGCAUCAUGGCAGGAUCCAAUCGUUCGGGGGAUUUGGCGAACCCCCAGGUAUCUAUUCCUCUUGGAACAAUAACCGCCAUCGCUGUCACUUCGUUUUUCUAUUUAUCGGCCCCGCUGUUUUUCUCCGCUAUUUGCGAUGGAGCUGUGAUGCGAGACAAAUUCGGAGAAAGUUACGGUGGUGGUCUUUUAGUCGCGGCAUUUGCGUGGCCCCAUUAUUGGGUGGUUUUAGUUGGAACAUGCCUGUCCACCAUUGGGGCUGGACUUCAAUGCCUUACAGGUGCUCCACGGUUGUUACAAGCUAUUGCUCAGGACAACGUGAUGCCUAUGCUGAAUCUCUUUAAGGUCACAACUCGACGUGGGGAACCUCUAAGAGCUCAGCUACUGAGUUAUGGAAUCGCACAACUUGGGAUAUUAAUCGCAUCAAUCGACUCUUUGACGCCACUGAUUACGAUGUUUUUCCUGAUGUGCUACGGCUUUGUCAACCUGGCAACCAUGCUCAACGGAUUCCUGCGGGAACCUAGCUGGCGUCCAAGAUUUCGUCUAUUUCACUGGUUCCUAUCUCUUAUUGGGCUUGGCUUGUGUAUUGCGCUGAUGUUUAUAUCAAGUUGGUACUACACCAUCGUGGCUUGGGCGAUCGCCGGUGCUAUUUACAAAUACAUUGAAUAUCGAGGUGCCUCAAAGGAAUGGGGUGACGCGACUCGAGGAUUCCAGAUGUCCACAGCAACGCGAGCCAUUUUGAAACUGGGAAUCAAACCGAUCCACACAAAGAACUGGCGACCUCAGAUUUUGGUAUACUUGCCUGUGGAUGACAGCCUCCAGUUUCGUCAUCUCGGCCUGUUGGACUUGGUACAUCAGCUGAAGGCUGGUCAUGGUCUUACUUUGGUCGUUUGUAUUAUCGAGGGCGAUGUCGUCGAACGUCACGAAGAUGCUACUAAAGCGAAGAACACUUUGGCAGAGUUGAUCCAGCAACACCGUAUCAAAGGGUUACCAGAAGUGCUUGUGUCUUCCACUAUCAGCGAAGGGAUGAAGAACAUGGCUCAGUGUGCUGGGCUAGGAAACUUGCGUCAUAACACCUUAAUGGUCUCUUUUCCGGAGGAUUGGCGUGCGGACUGUGAACAAGGUGGCCGAAAACUGUCACAGUUUAUUUCCACCGUGAAAUCCGCACAAGCUUGCGACGUGGCCAUGCUUGUGGCCAAAGGCAUCGAUUCAUUCCCCAAGAGCAAGGCAGAACAGAUGGAGGGAAGUGUGGAUGUGUGGUGCAUUGUACAUGAUGGUGGCCUGCUCCUGCUAACUUCGUACCUACUUAUGCGCAAUCGAGUUUGGCGAAAGUGUGAUUUGCGAGUUUUUGUCGUCGCCAGUGAGGGCGAUGAUACGGUGAACCUGAAGAAGGACAUGACGAAGUUUAUGUACGAUCUGCGUAUCAACGCCACUGUGGAUGUUGUGGCCAUGAGUAAACUCAUACAUCUCACUAAUUUCCUCGUGUAUUUCCCAUUUAUUUCUCGACACCCGAACCAGAGCACCGCUGACAUCUCGGCCUAUGUUGCACAGCGUACCGCAAACAUCGAACAACGCCGAGAAAUGUUAAUGCAGAUGAAAUUAGCCAACACGGCGGCCCGCUACGAUCCACAGGUAAUUGUGGAUCAACAUCGCAAGUCGUUGUCGGGUGGCGAACCUGAAGACGCACGACUACCCAAUACAGGCAAAGAAGCCACUGUUCGGCCUGUUAAUGAACUACCCAAUAUCCCGAAGGUCGUCAUUGCACCGGACAGCAACGGUCCAUCAAAUGAAACGCAACCGGAGAGCGGGGUUGGUGAGACUCCUAAUGAUCGGCUGCGUGAUGAACUGUUGUCCAAUAUCCCACUUCUAUCUCAGGUCACUACUGGAGACGGUGUGAAAAACUCGCUUCAGUGUAGCGUGACAUUUGCUAGUGGUCCAGGACCCGCAGCUUCUGCCCGUGAACGCUUUUUGAAUGGAACAUCGGAAGGGGACAAAAAUUCAAGCCUUUUGAAUACGGAGCCAAAUCGUCAGUUGAAUGAGUUCACCUUCUCCCCUUCGCACCCUCUGGCGCGGAAGGUAGCUGAAGCAGCUGCUCUGACGGCGAAAACAAAUUUGGGCAACCAGACACCCGUAACGCCCACUACACCAGGAGGUGGUCCAAAACGAUCAAAGAUGGAACGUCGAAUGCAUAGCGCCGCUCGCCUAAACGAACUGUUGCGUACGCAUUCUAGUGACGCAGACCUCGUCAUAGUGAACAUGCCCACUCCCUCUCGUAGUCCCGGUAGCGAAUACUACUACAUGGACUACAUUGAAGCACUCACAGAAGGCCUCACACGUGUGCUGCUUGUUCGUGGUACCGGACGAGAAGUGAUUACUGCGUUUUCCGAGUAGCACUCGUAUCCGUUAUAACUCUUUCUAUCAGAUUCCAUCUUGAAGUAGAGAAUAUUUCACUGUAAAACUGUUUGUUCUAUCUGGUCUCUACAUUCCUCCGAUCCUGUCCACUCCCUACGCCUACAGAGCACACUUGUAGCCGCACCUAUCUUCUUAGUGGUAGUCAAUCGCUUUUCACGAAACAGUCCAUCCGAACAAUGAAUUGUUACAUCCGCUCACAUAAUCCCAAUGCGAUAUCCGUUUAGCCGUGCUCAACGCCCACUUCGGUCGCCUCAGUCGUGUGGCCCCAUCCUUAUCUAGAACUCGCACUCUCCACCCAACAACUAUCCAUGUUUUUGAUGUUGCCAUGUAAUCGUCCGUGAAAAUUUUCGCAUCAUUAUAAUAUUGCGCAGCUCAAGUCUUAUUGUUAUUUCUUCUUGUACAGACUUUAACCCUAUUGCUGUGUGCUGAGAUGCUGUCUUUGCUUCGUUUCACUCGACCAGAUGAUCUUCACUCUAGUCUCACUGACUACCCGAACUCUUAUUUUCUAAGUCAGCCGUCAAUCAUCCCGCUUCGUUUAGUAAACCAGCCGAAGUCGGUGUGUAAUGCGUAGAAAAACCAGAAGAAGUUGGUGUGUAAUCACAUGCAAAUUUCUAACUCAUCUGAUUUCGCAGUGAUAUUCUGAUCAACGUUUUUUUAUAUUGCCCUGAGCGUGUAGCUCCACAGCCCAGUAUUUCUUUCGUUUUGCUGUUGUGUGUUCGCCUACUUCAUUUGCUAUUUUCCGUCCACUGCUUGAGUUUAGUUUUUGAGGUCUCACUCUGCUCAGUACAUGCAACCCAUGUGGUCAAGAGCAGAACUUUUCUGUCAAGCUGUUUUGUUGAUCCUUCCGGUUACCUGCAGAUCUUGCCAACUCAUGUCUGUCAUUCGCUCUUCUUUUGCGCACCCGUCUGACACCUCCGUUCUGCUUCAACUCUACUACUGAGCAGGUGUUCACUUUCUGCAAGGAAAUGCCGCUGUACAACGAGUUGGCCUAUCUGUUAAACGAAAAUGCAAAAUAAAAUUGCUCAAUUGUUGUUGAGUGCACAGCUAUACUUGUAAAACGGUUUGUGAGCAUCACAUUUUGUGUCCCUUCCACUACGAGAGAGACUGACAUUCUUCAACCAACUUUUACUAGCAUACACUUCCACACGAUUCUUUAUCGUGCCUGUUAUUUGUUACGUCCAUUGUUCCCUCGUACACAAUGGGAACAGUACAUUCAAAAAUGUCUAUUUUGCAGCUCCAGCAAUAGCUGGGAAAAUAUCCCUAAAUUCCUAUGAAUGGCCUAGUAGCGGUCCCUCACCAUUUGAUAUCUCAUUUCACUAGUUUGCGCUUUACACCUAGUGUAUGUUUUUGUCCUUUUGAACAAUAGAAUAUCCGUUAUCC
Molecule: messenger RNA, 5076 nt
Organism: Opisthorchis viverrini
Lineage: Eukaryota; Metazoa; Platyhelminthes; Trematoda; Opisthorchiida; Opisthorchiidae
Exons: 21
Coding region: 55-3675 (1206 amino acids)
Biological process (GO): cell volume homeostasis; chemical synaptic transmission; potassium ion import across plasma membrane
Cellular component (GO): membrane
Molecular function (GO): potassium:chloride symporter activity
Source: RefSeq, a predicted model, not a curated record